Molecule: messenger RNA, 3481 nt
Organism: Stegodyphus dumicola
Lineage: Eukaryota; Metazoa; Arthropoda; Arachnida; Araneae; Eresidae
Source: RefSeq, a predicted model, not a curated record
UAUGUUUAAAAAGUGGCAACAUAAUCGUAACCAAGGUAACAAACAAGAUGCUUUAGAUUUCGUAGAGAUAGCGCUGUGAUUUAAAACUAUUGUUUUUGUUUCUUUUCACUGAGUGGAAACUUUAUUCUAUUCGAAUUUAAUGUGAUUUUAAAUAUUACUAAUAUAGUUGAAUACUUUUUCUUAAAUUAUGUCCGAAGAAGAAACUUCUAAAUUAUCUGUCAAUGAAAUUACUGAAGUAUCACAUGAAAACACCGAAGAACAAGACAGAAAAGUGGACACUGUAGGAACUGAUGAUCAAUUAAAAGAGAAUAAACAGAUUUUCCAGGAUGAAAAGGAUUUGAGUAAUCCUGAUGCGAAGGAAGAUAAAGAUCUCAGUUCUGAAAUUGUUGAUGAUAACGAAGUUAAAGAUCUAAAUACCGAAAUUGUUGAUGAUGAAGUUAAAGAAUCUCAAAAGAUUAAAAAGUCAGAUGUUCUCGGUUCCGAAGAAGACCACAAAAAAGAAGAAAUUGAUGUAUCUAACUGGCUUAUAAAAUGUGAAGAAUUUGACCCUGAGAGUCUGGAAGAAGAGCUUCAGAAACUAUCUGAAAAUGAGCUAAAAAAGCUUCUCAAAGCACUUAAGGAGAGUAAUACCCACUUAAUUAAAGAAAACAGUAUCUAUGAAUUUAUCUUGAAUGAAGAUGAAUUAGUUCAAAAUACUUUAGAAAUAUUAGAAAGGGAAGAUCAUCCAUCUAUCCACGAUGCAGCAUCGAGUAUGCUUUCUUAUCCAGAGAAAACUUACUUUGCAAGGAAAAAACUGCAGAGUAUUGAGAAAGAUUUUGAACUGAAAAAGGCUGGAGAUCUUCAUGAAUUGCAAAAUUUACAAUUUCAGCUGGAAUCACUGAAUAUUUUUUUGAAGAAUCUCAAAGAAGAAAAAGAAAAAUUUGUUAAAAAUAUUAGACUCGGAGGACGACAUCCAGUUACUGGAAAAGUUAUUCAACAAAAAGUUGCAAAAUAUUUUGAUGACAGUAUUGGAUCAAAAAUGGCUCAGCUGAACAGGUAUAAGAUACAAGUACAAAGUGAUAUAAUGGUGCGAAAUAAGAUUUUAUGUCAGAUCAAAACACAAGAAAAAAGACUAGCCUCUGUAGAUUUAACAGAAUUUCAGGAGACUCGAUUUCAGCACAUGAAAACAUGCAGAGCAUUAGCCAUACAUAGAGAGAAACUUGCAAAAGUUAAAUCACAAUUUAUUCCUCUGUUGCAGAGUUUGAGAGAAGUUAAGAAAGCAUUAGAGAGGGAAAAGUGUGCCAUGAAGGAAAUGCAGAUGUCUGCAUAUAAAGUAGCUCAUUUACAAAAGAUUGUAGCUUCUGAAAAAGCACGGAAUGAUCAAAAAAUUAAGGAACUAGAAGCAACUAUGCAAAAGAUAAAACUAGACCCUCGACGUCACAACUUACCAGAGGUAAUUGAUUAUGCUUCUCUAAAGAAAGAAAAUGCAGCUCUCAAGGAAAGUAUUAAAAAAUGGGGGAAAAAAGUAGCUUUAGCUGAAGUAAGAAUUUUUUCCCAAAGUCAUUAUUUGUAAGAUUGUAGAAAUGAAAUUAGCUUUUCAGUGUGCACCUUAAAUAUUAUGAUUUCUGAAACUACAUAAAAUUAUUUGUUAUGAUUCAGGUAACAUAUUCCAUGUCAUCAUCAAUAAUGCUGAUUCAUAACUUUAAUAUUAUUUACAUUUACAAUUAAUAUACUGUAAACAUUUAAACUGCAACACUGUGGGUGUAAACUUCAAAGAAUAUGCAAAUUGUAAAGUAGACACAGUGCGUUGAGUAUUACAGAUGAUGCAAAAUGCAUUGCAAUCUCACACAGGUGAAGCAAGAACUAAGCAAAUUCUGCAAAGUUGACAAUAGUUGCUCUGCUCUAUUGGUCAGAGUAAUCAUUUUGCAAAUUUUUUUCCUACCACAGAGGAAGUAUUAGUAUGGAGAAUGCUGAUAACUGAGGCAUUUCCUUACGCAGACGAGCACAUCGGGGGGGGGGGGGGUGUGGUCAUCAGACUGAGAAGAGCAGAUUUGUCCCUGUGCUGAAUCACAGCAGACAGGCAUCUAUAUGCAUCUGUGCUGCACCAGCUGUUGGGAAGAUGGUUGAAAGAAGGGAAUGUAGCACGUUCCAGGGGUGGGGGUGCUACCAGAGUGACAUCAGCAUAUGUGGACCAAUGCACCUGCACACAUGCAGUGGUCGUCUUGGUGGCCACUUCUUUUGAUAUUUUGCAGCACCUGCAAGAUACUGUUGAUGCUCCCAUAUUGAUGAGUGCCAUUAUUUGCUGAUUUGCAACUUAUGGCCUACACACUUAAUAUCCAUUAAGAAGGCUGCCUUUGAUCCAAGUGCACAGGUGCUUCUGUUUGUGAUGGUUUGGGGAUAGCGGCAUAUAGACUUUGGAAUGGCAUAAUGUAUUUUCCAAUGAGUCAUGCUUUUGUUUAAGCAAUGACAGUCAGUAUUUACAAGUCUGACCGCAAUGUCGAGACAGGUGCAAUCUGGCCGCGACUCUGGAAUACCACAUUGCAUAUCAUCGCCUAUGAGAGCAGAUCACCAUUAGUCUAUUGUUGGCAGUAUGGAGUUGCCCAAUGUGCAACAUGUGGUUGAUGUGCUCUAUCGUGGAACAUACCUUUCCUUCAGGUGGUGCUGAAUAUCAUUUGCCAGCUGGAUAACUCCCGACUCCACAUGAUAUUUUUCAGCCGACAUGCCCUGCAGGGUACCCAGAUGCUUCCCUGGCAACAUAUAAGCAUUCUGUAUUGUGCCACGCAUAUAGGGAAAAAUCCCUCCUAGUGAUUGUGUAUAGGUUUUGAAGACAUCAUUUACUCUAUGCUUAGGAACACUUUGCUUGGGCUUGAGUGUACACCUCCAUACCAUUUGUCUACGUGUUGAUAGCAAUACCGUAAAUAAUAUUAUGUCCAAUGUAUUUUUGCUGCUACGAGAUUACACUUCUUAUAACAUUGUAGUGUGAUGAAUAUAGUGAUUUUUUUCCCUCUGGAGAGAAAAUGUAUUAUAUCUUCUGCUAACUAUGUAAAUGUGUAUUAAUAUUAAGUGCAGAGAUUUUUAACAAAUGUAUUCUUAAUUUAAAACCUUUCAUAUUAAAUUUAUUGUGAUUAUUAAUUCACUAGCUCAUACCCGCCCACUUUGCUGAGCACGCUAUCUAAUUUAAUUAAAACCUAGACUUCUUAUAUGGAUGAAAUGUCUCAUUUCGAAACGAUAAGUAAUAUAAUUAUUUUAAAAUUUAACGUCGGGAAAUAUGGUGCCUGUCAGUGAAUCUGUCAUGCACAGAUUUCUCCAUCAUCCAUGAAGUACCAUGUAUUGGGAUGCAUCCCCAUUAUUUAAUGUGGCGGGAUCCCCUAUAGGCAUACACAGCAAAAAAUUGCCAACAUAAAACUAAGGUUUAUAUAUAUUUAACUGUUAUAAGUUUCAUGAAAACAAAUGUUAUCUUUUUAUUAUCCUUGUUAUCAAAUUUUGUAAUCAAUUAUAAUUA